Messenger RNA from Caenorhabditis remanei, 1089 nucleotides. RefSeq lists its product as uncharacterized. NCBI's taxonomy places the organism in Eukaryota, Metazoa, Nematoda, Chromadorea, Rhabditida, Rhabditidae. The coding region runs from base 1 to 1089 and encodes 362 amino acids. Gene Ontology annotation, biological process: innate immune response. The transcript has 4 exons. The record is from RefSeq and is a predicted model, not a curated record. Gene Ontology annotation, molecular function: protein binding.
AUGACCGAUAUCGAUCCGAAUUCUCCAGCCAACCUCCGUGCACUCAUGCUCUAUGACAUUUCUCAACGGAAAACUAUGCGAGAAUCGAUAGAAAAUCAUCGAUUUUUGUGUAAACAUUUGGGAAAAAAGGCGAUUUUAUAUGAUGAAUACGAGCUUUGUUUCAAUCGAUGUCUCAAUGAAAACUAUCAUUCUACUAUAGAGAAAAGAGAUCUCUCAAUUCCUGAUAUCCUUGUAUGCAUUCUAUCAGAUGUGAUCGAUAGAAAAACUGCUAAAAAAUCAAUCGAUGAUUUGUGUAAUGCAUUCAAAAAUCAUAAAAUCGAUAAAAAAGAUCAUAAGUGUUGUUUCAAACGCUUUCACAACGGACACGUCAGUCAAGUUACAUUUUCCGAUUUGCCAGAAGAUGUUCUCGCUGAAAUUGUCGGAAGAUGUGAUAUGAAGUCAUAUUUGAAUCUCCGAAAAGUUUCAUAUGGACUUCGAACCGUCAUUGAUCAGCUCGCGCCUCCUUGCACUGAUAUUGAAGUGCAUUGUGGCUUGCAAAAAUUUUAUGUAAAUGGUGCACUUCUGGCCGACUCGAUUUCUUUCAACACACCGAAUUCACAUCUUCCAAUUGAAGAGAUCGAAAGACGAAUGCCUGGAACACUGACACUUUUGCUGAGAAAUCCAAAACUCCAACUGAAAAAUUUCUUAUUUUACACGGUUCCAGGUCCUGAAGAGACCUUGUCGGAUACAGAGACCGUAAUCAAUCUUAUCAACUCAUUUGAUCGUAAACUUCACGUUAAAAAUUGCUCAAUUGGAGUCGACAGCGAAAAAGAGUUGAUCGGAAUUUUGCAAUGCUUCAAACCGGGAACACUCGAACAAAUUGAGCUUCUCAUUGAUUUGUUUCCGUUGAGCAAUGAAAUUGUUGAAAUAGACCAAUGGAAACAAGCGAAACAUCUGCGUUUGGAAGGAUUCAACUUGCCGUCCAUUGAUCAUCUACUUCAUUUCUCAACCAUUGAAGCUAGCGUUGAUCCGAUUUCUCUGGAAGACUUGGUCAUGCUUUGCAAGUUCGAGCGUGGGAAUUCGAAUUGGCUUAAAAUCUACAAAAAUUAA